Molecule: messenger RNA, 1278 nt
Organism: Fonsecaea erecta
Lineage: Eukaryota; Fungi; Ascomycota; Eurotiomycetes; Chaetothyriales; Herpotrichiellaceae
Exons: 2
Coding region: 1-1278 (425 amino acids)
Source: RefSeq, a predicted model, not a curated record
AUGCCAGGAGAGAGCGAGAAAUGGCCCAACCAAGCUCUGCCAACUCAGCUCAGCACAUCUACCGGCGGUGACACCUCCCCAAGAGCCGAAGCUAUCCCUGAGUCUGCUUCCACGACACCGCUCAAAAAGUCUCAGAGUGGCCAUGACAAGGCUUUCAAGUUUGAGGAUCUUGUUCUGCAAAAAGCUGAUGUGGAUGACCUGUUUCGAGAACUUAGCUGUGAACUUGGACUCCCUUCUCUGGUCCCCUUUGAUGCACUCGAGAUCAAGCCUCGGGAUGAAGCCGCUCUGCCUGCAGACUUCAUCUCCAAGCUUCGAAUUGUCUUAUACGUUAGUCGAAUUAAUGACACUUUGGGCGACAAUACUUGCACCGAUGGUAGCUACCGAUUGAGGAUGGUUCGCCUAUUGGAGAAGGACAUCAACUCGUUGGGAUCUGGACUUCGCCAGUCCCCAGCGCAAUGGGAUCCCUCUGUCGAGUUCGUGUAUCUGGGUGUCCUUCUUAACCUAUAUCCUUUCUGUCUCCGUUGGUCGUCACUUAGCGACCCCGACCAUUCGAUAAUUCAAAGUUCCGCCGCGCAUGCUGCCGGCCAGCUGAUCAAGCUUUAUUCGAGCUCGCCAUUACCCCUCGUCGGGACACUAAGUUCUCAGCCAUGCCUGCAGAGAUAUUUACCUAAAUUCUAUCUUCGAUUCCACGUCAUCGCACUCCUUAUGCUCCUCAAGAUCUCCGCCCUCAAUCAGAUCUCUUUACGAGAACUUGGCGAAGUGGACGACGCGAUUCGACUUGGCCACGGAGCGCUCGUGUCUGGAUCUUCCUCCGAAGGCGACGAAUUUCACAGGGCCGCGAGCGUAGUGGAAGUCCUUUGCAAGAAGGGCGUGAUUGACUCCGUUCGAGGCAAAUCAUCCGUCGAAUCCCGCUUUGGCGCCUCACUGUGGCUUGAACUCAUUGCUACUGCGAUCCGCUGGCGUCGUCAGAAUUCGAAGAGGGGUCCCAGACCACCAGACAGUGGCCGCGGCAAUGUCGAUAACAACAACAAUAAUCAGGGGAGCAGCACAGCCCCAUCAUCAAGCGUGAACAGAUCUGUCGGAUCUAUGGAUGUAGCUAUGUCAGGAUCUACAGCAGCUGAUGGCGUAAAUGCGACUAUGGCAGACGUCCAAGGAAACAUGAAUCUGUUCCCCUUCAGCAUCGAGGACUGGUCCGCCUAUCUAGAUAUUACAGAAGCCGAUCUGGGGUUAGGCUGCGACUCCGGUUGGUGGGGAGGAUUUGGGGGGCUGGAGCGAUGA